UUCCAGUGAGAAUUCAGAGAGUUUUGGAACACGGCCAGUUAAAAUUCAUUUUUUCUGCUUCAAUUCAGUUCGCUUCCGAUGUGAUUGAUCAGAACGUGAUUUGCACAUCAUAGACACGAGGUAUCGGCUGAAUACAAGACUCGCUGAAAAGAAGUACUCUCAACAGAGUAGCGUAUAACCUAUCACUCGUCCGAGUGACAUAACCUCUGUGCGUGCAAGGAACUCCAGGUGGAAGGGUGGAACGUGCGUGCGAACAACGUGUUUACAGGUGGAAAUAGCUUUCCAGUGACCGCGAAUAGAAGUGAUUUGAAUUCGCCGAACGAUGCUAGCGGUUGAUCACGUUACGAGAUGACAAUUAGUUACAUGUGUGCCGCGGACAUUAAGAACUGCUCCGGUGACGUUUAUCUCGCGAUUGGACGUUUGUGCGAGUACGUUUGCAAACGUGAAGGGGAAUAACACGUAGUCGGCAAGAAGUACACACGUAUGAUUGACAAUAAUCCUCGAUAAAAUGAGUCUCGCGAUGAUCCAGAGAUUCGCUCUGUCGUGCGGGAAGCGCGCGAUCGACACCAACGCGUGCCGGAGAAUCGCAUCGAGCUGGCAUCUGACGCGCAGGAAGCCGCCGCCGGAGCACGUGAGGUUACUCGCGCGUCACACGUAUACGAUUCACACGAGGCUCCAUCACAGUACUCUAUCGCUUUAUGUGAACAAAUUGAAGCAGAAUGCGGACGUGGACGAUAUACCCACGUUGCAAAUCAAGAAGAGACCACCCAGGAAGAACAAAGCUGUGAUAAGUGAUGAGAAUACGCCGAAGAUCAACACAUGGGACGUGAAAGCUCUGGCGACCGCGGAGGAAUACAAUUUGGAAGCUUUAACCAACGGCCUGUUGAGCCAACAAUUAUAUAUUCCCAGCAAAAUAUCCACGUCCAAUAACUCUUUGCCCGACGUCAUACACGCGACGGCCAAGUACGAAGUAGGCCACGAAUCCCGAGAGAUCUUUUUCUUCCGAGAAGGUAGCAUUGUUAUGUGGAAUAUAUCCGAUCUCGAAUGCGGGAACCUAAUGAAAUUUUUGAGGUCUUACGAGUAUAAUCGUUACCCAGAAGAGCUGGUUCAUACCGAGAGCGAGUUAAUGGCUUAUAUGUAUACGGACUCCAGGAGGAAGAGCCACCUAAAAAACGGCAAUAUCAUCCUGACGCGGGAGGCUGAUAACUUGGACAAGUACACGUUCUCCAACGCUAUGGCGCAAUCCGUCAAGCUGGGCGCAUGGGAGGUGUCGUUGAAUCGCUACAUCGACUCGAUCGAGUUCGUGACGGAAGACCUAAAAGCCGGCCGGAAGCUGCGGAUGACGCAGCAGGAGGUGUUGAGGAAGCAAGGCGAGCUGUUUAACCUGCGCCACCGUAUCAACCUAAGCUCGGAUCUUCUGGACACGCCUGAUUUCUACUGGGAACGCGACGACCUGGAGAGUCUGUAUCAGCAGAUUUGCGGCUACUUCAGUAUCGCGAAGCGUACGAGGGUGAUGAACGAGCGGCUGAACCAUUGCGUGGAACUGGUGAGUAUCUUGUCAUCACAUCUGAGCGAUCGCCAUCACGUUCGUCUGGAGUGGAUGAUCAUUAUACUCAUCAUGGUGGAAGUCGCUUUCGAAGUUUUGCACUACGUCGAACGAUACCUCGUGAAGUAGCGGCCAAGAUAGAUUGCAUUUGUAUGAAAUGAUGAAAAGGAUGAAUUAUACACAGAUUGUUGCACAAGUAGGAUGUUGUACCACAUGUAUUAUAUUUUACAAAUAUACGUCGGUGUAUGUGUGUA
Harpegnathos saltator (Jerdon's jumping ant) is the source of this 1800-nucleotide messenger RNA. RefSeq names its product required for meiotic nuclear division protein 1 homolog. Lineage: Eukaryota; Metazoa; Arthropoda; Insecta; Hymenoptera; Formicidae. The coding region runs from base 509 to 1675 and encodes 388 amino acids. The transcript has 5 exons. Gene Ontology annotation, biological process: positive regulation of mitochondrial translation. The record is from RefSeq and is a predicted model, not a curated record.